Columba livia (rock pigeon) is the source of this 2825-nucleotide messenger RNA. RefSeq names its product phosphoribosyl transferase domain containing 1 (gene PRTFDC1). Bases 164 to 724 code for a protein of 186 amino acids. Gene Ontology annotation, cellular component: cytosol. The record is from RefSeq and is a predicted model, not a curated record. Gene Ontology annotation, molecular function: hypoxanthine phosphoribosyltransferase activity. The transcript has 5 exons. Lineage: Eukaryota; Metazoa; Chordata; Aves; Columbiformes; Columbidae. Gene Ontology annotation, biological process: purine ribonucleoside salvage.
CGGCCCGCGGGCUGUGGCGCGAAGGGGCGUGCGCGGCCCCCGGGCGAGAGGCGAGCGGGCCGGCCGGCUCCCCGGCCCCGCCGGGCUUUCGUUCUCUGCCGUGGAAAUACGGCUCUGAAUUAUCCCGAGCGGCGGCUGUGGCUGUGCUUGUGCAACUCAGAUCAUGAUUCCCGGUAUCGGGCUCCCACCGAGAUGCCUGGAGGCCCUGAGGAUGCGGCAGCCCUGUCACAGCAGCUGCCGGGCUGCCCCGUUCUCUGUGGUGGGAAAAAUCCCCAGCUUUGGCAGUGAGUUUUGGAUUUCAGACAAUUGGCCUGGAUACAGUCUGGAUUUAUUCACUUAUCCUCAGCACUACUACGGAGAUCUGGAGUAUGUGCUCAUACCUCACGGCAUUAUCGUUGACAGGACAGAACGAUUGGCCAAAGAUAUUAUGCAAGAUAUUGGAGACAAUGAUAUUGUGGUUCUCUGUGUCCUCAAAGGUGGCUACAAGUUCUGUGCUGACCUUGUGGAGCACAUUAAAAAUCUCAGCAGAAAUUCAGAAAGGUUCAUCUCCAUGAAAGUUGAUUUUGUUAGACUGAAAAGUUACCACAAUGAUCAGUCUAUGCAAGAUAUGCAGAUAAUGGGAGCAGAUGAUCUUUCAAAGCUGACUGGAAAGAACUUCUGCGUAUUUGUCUGUGUCCACGCACAUAUGAGAGAGAAGCAAAAUUUUACCCCAAAAAUGAAGUAAAUUGUUCUUUUACACUGAAAAUCCCAGUGACCUUUUCUCAUUGGCACAACCCUCCUGUUCCCAGCUAUAGAACAGGACAUAAGAUGUGGCUGUUGGGAGAUCCGUGGGGAUCAAACUGGGCAUCAUGGUAGCUCAGGAUGGCUGGGUGAGGAGCUGGGAUGUGGGGCAGGUGUGAAGGGGCUGGUUUGGGAAGGCGGGGCCUGCUGAGCAGAGUGGAGCCCGGAACUGGAGGUUGGGUGUGGAGGACUGGGGCUGCCAGGGGAGCAGACCUGCCCAAAGGACAUGUUGGGCGGUUGUUUGUCUGUGUGGUUGUCUGUGACACAGCCGAGGUAUGAAUAAUUAAAUAGCAUUUUCACUGUAACACAUGAGAAAGGGAUUUCCUUAAGACUUAUUUUACUGAUUGAAAAGCUGGGAUGUGAACCUUCAGCUAAAAUAUUCAUACGUACAUGUCUAAAGUUGGAUAUAUGAAGGACUGGCCUUAUGUCCACGGAUGCCAACUCCUCCAUCUGUUGUUGACUUAAGCAAUUAGUGCAAGUAUUCAGCACAUUUUACUAAUCAGCCAUUUGCAGACUGAUUCAGAGCCUCCUACAGUCAAUGUAAAUCUUUCCUUGAGGUGUUUUUUGGUACCUUAGUUUAGCUGCUGGCUUUUAAAAGUGCUGGCUUUAGUAACCAUCCUAAGUCACUGAGUGAAUUAGUGGAAGACAGAAUCACAGAACCACAGAAUCACAGAAUCGACUGGGUUGGAAAAGACCUCAGAGAUCAUCGAGUCCAACCCUUGGUCCAACUCUAGUCCAUUUACUAGAUCAUGGCACUAAGUGCCAUGUCCAAUCUCAGUUUAAAAACCUCUAGGGACAGCGAGUCCACCACCUCCCUGGGCAGCCAUUCCAAUGCCUGACCACUCUCUCUGUAAAGAAUUUCUUUCUAAUACCCAGCCUAAAUUUCCCCUGGUAGAGUUUAAGCCCAUGCCCCCUUGUCCUAUUGCUAACUGCCUGGGAGAAGAGACCAAUCCCCACCUGGCUAUAACUUCCCUUCAGGUAGUUACAGAGAGUGAUGAGGUCACCUCUAAGCCUCCUCUUCUCUAGACUAAACAACCCCAGCUCCCUCAGCCUCUCCUCAUAGGUCUUAUGUUCAAGUCGUAGUGAUAGAAUUCAACUUCUCUGCUUUUAAGUGAGCUGGUGCUUCUUCUGCCUGCUCGGAGUAUUUGGUAAGAAAAGAUUGUAAUUAUAUUGAAGAAUUAAUAUGCCAGAUUAAGUCCCAUUAACUUAAUGAUCGUGGACGAUGUUUUCAAAAGUGCCAGCAUGGAUUUGGAAUGUAAGUUCCAUUAAGUUUCUGCAAAGUUCAAAAACAUCAAUAAUGUAAACAGUUUUGAAACCUGCAGACGAAAGAUUCCAAUAUUUUGAUCAUAAAGUGCUCUUCAUUAAGUAACAAUACCUGGAACCAGGGCUAGCCCUAGUGAACAGCUAAAUCAUUUCCAUUAAUCACUUAUUAUUGGAAAAAAAGAUUACUGAGUAUACUCAUGAACAUGCUGUUCUGUAACAAUGUGUUUUUUUUUUCCCUGAGGAAGCUUAAAAAAGAAAAAAAGAAGCUAAUUAAAAAGAAGCUGUUAAGGAUAAUAGUUUUUCAGAAGGAAGAAUAUCUCCUCUGUACAUCUCUACAAUAUGCUUUUGUUUAUAAAAAUAUUAUAAGCCCGGGAAAAAUGUGUAAUGACCCAAACCACAAAAAAGGAGGAAUAUUCUGAGAGAGGAGAGUUAGCAUACAGACCCAAACUGUAACCUGAAGAAAGUCAUCCACAAUUUGAAAUUCUUCUUCUGUGAAGAAGGUCACAGAGGCAAGAAUGAGUAUUACCGUGGCAUGAAUCAUUAAUAAAGGUACUUGAAGAAUGAGUCCUGAUACAGCUUCAGACCCUAAUGCUUUGUAACUAUUCAUUUCAGUGCAGAAAAAAAUAUAAUUUCAAAAUCUCUUUCAAUGAUGUAAGUGGUGAACAUAAAAUUUCUCAGUAGCUGAUUUCAUAGUUAAGUAGCUGCUUAGUUUUCAAUUACUUUAAAGCUAAAAUGCGCAUUUGGGUAAAAAUUAUCAUUAAUGUUUGUAAAGAGGUUUUGAG